Molecule: messenger RNA, 1317 nt
Organism: Lasiosphaeria miniovina
Lineage: Eukaryota; Fungi; Ascomycota; Sordariomycetes; Sordariales; Lasiosphaeriaceae
Product: major facilitator superfamily domain-containing protein
Exons: 3
Biological process (GO): transmembrane transport
Cellular component (GO): membrane
Molecular function (GO): transmembrane transporter activity
Source: RefSeq, a predicted model, not a curated record
CACGGCGACGGCGACGGCGACGGCGACGUCUCUAGACACGAAUCACACGUCGCCGCCGGCGCGGGUGGCGGCUUGUCGCGCAUCAUCAGCCGAACGCUCAGUCGAAAAACCACCAGGUCGAGCUGGAAUCCAGCACCGCCGCCCGACGGAGGGCUGCAGGCGUGGAUAGCGGUGGCCUGCACACACCUCGUCGUGAUGAACACGUGGGGCUUUAUCAACUCUUUCGGUGUGUUCCAGGCCUACUACGUGACGACGCUGGCGCGGCCGCCGUCGGACAUCUCGUGGAUCGGGUCGCUGCAGGUCUUCCUCCUCUUCUUCAUCGGCACGAUCACCGGCCGCCUGACAGACACAGGCUACUUCAGACACGUGCUGUUCCUGGGUUGCGCGUUCCAGGCCGUCGGCAUCUUCUCGCUGGCGUCCAUGACUGCCGGCAGCUACUGGCAGGCGGUGCUGGCGCAGGGCGUGUGCAUGGGGCUCGGCAACGGCUUCCUCUUCUGCCCGUGCGUGACCGUCAUGUCGACCUACUUCGACAAGCGCCGCAGCCUCGCCAUCGGCUUCGCCGCCUGCGGCAGCGCCACCGGCGGCCUCGUCUUCCCCAGCAUGGCCCGCCAGCUGCUGCCCGCCGUCGGCUUCCCCUGGACGAUGCGCGCGGUCGGCUUCAUCCAGGUCGCCACCCUCGCCGUCAGCUUCGUCUUCCUCAAGACGCGCAUCCCCCCGCGCCGCGCGGGGCCUAUUGUCGACUGGGCGGCGUUCAAAGAGAUGGAGUACACCUUUUACGCACUGGGGAGCUUCUUUUGCUUCCUCGGCAUCUUCUUCGCCUUCUACUACGUGGCGUCCUUCAGCCGCGACGUGGUCGGGCUAAGCUACACGGACGGGCUCAACCUGCUACUCGUACUCAACGGCGCCGGGGUCGCGGGGCGGCUGGGGCCGAACCACCUGGCGGACCGUUUCGGGCCCAUCACCGUGUUCAUCCCGACGGCGGCGGUCGCGGGCGUCGCCGUGCUGGCGUGGAUGGCCGUCGACACGACUCCCAAGCUCUACGUCUGGGCCGUCUUCUACGGCGCCGCUGCCGGCGGCAUCCAGAGCCUCUUCCCCGCCGGGCUCACCAGCCUGACCACCGACCUGCGCAAGACGGGCGUCCGCAUGGGCAUGGUCUUCACCAUUGCCAGCUUCGGCGCCCUCGCAGGCCCGCCCGUCGCUGGGGCCAUCCUCACCGCCGGCGGCGGGCGGUAUGUUGGUGCGCAGGCGUUUGCGGGGUCGAUGCUCUUGGUCGGCUCCGGGUUCAUGGUCGCUGCGCGCGUCGCCAAGGCGAGGAAG